AUGGCAGACGGAGUUCAGAAUCAGAAUAACGAAUUGGAAUUAAACACCGUUUUUCAGCAAUCCCAUGACGAGGAUGAUUUUCAGUUGAGCCAGGCUGUUCAGAUGUACGAACUAAGCCAAUCUGAUUUAAAUGACCAGGAAUUUGGGAAUUUUGAUAUUCAGAAUUGGUGUUUAGAAGCGUUUCCAGAAUUAAAACAGGAAAUUUUUACUGAAUGGUCUGAAAAUACCACUACUAGAUUCGGAAAACCCGUCUCCGCUACCGAGAUAAGUGCACUCCAAAAAAAUCAAGAGAGUAAAAACAAGCACCGCAAUACUUCAUGGGCAGUUAAAGUGUUCAACGACUGGAAAUCUCAGCGUAACCAACAGCAACCUGGCGAUUUUAAGAUCAUUCCAGAAAUAACUUGC
This is a messenger RNA of Saccostrea cuccullata (small rock oyster), 405 nucleotides long. RefSeq lists its product as uncharacterized. Lineage: Eukaryota; Metazoa; Mollusca; Bivalvia; Ostreida; Ostreidae. The annotation marks the transcript as partial. The transcript has a single exon. The record is from RefSeq and is a predicted model, not a curated record.